UUCAGUUUUCGGGCGGCGAGGGGUUCGUGCACACGUCCUGAGUGAUCUAUCAGGAGGAGCAGCGGUCCAAGGAUUGUGUCUGUGAACUAUGGUGGAGCCUGAGGCUGACCUGGUGAAUCUGAGAUAAACAAACUGGGGGAGACUGAGAAAGUCACCGAUCGGCAGAGUUCACGUGAAAGUGAAGACAGAGAGAGAGAGAGAGAAAGAGAGACUUUGAGAAAAGGUCUGCAGGAUAAGAAUAUUAGGACAAUGGGUGAAGUGAGUGCUAAUUCGAGUGAAAAUGCCACAGAGAAGAUGAAUGGUGACAUAAAUGGUGGAUGUGAUGAGGAUGAAGCUAUGGAUGUGGACUCGCAGUCGCAGGAUGAGUCGGUGACGACGUCGCUGAAGGAGCAGAAUAUUGAGGAGGUGACGACGGCCGAUGAGGACAAUGACGAGAGCACUGUGGACUCACAGACGCACGAUGAGGAUCCACUUGGCGGUGGAGAGUCCACAGGACCGGCGAAUCCCUCCGAGGAUGCUGCGAAGAGUGCUGACGACAGUGAGAAGAUCAAUGGUCACGGCACAGAUGAUGAUGCCGUAAUUAUCCAUUCAGAUUCAGACAGCGAUGUUGUGGCCACUGAUCUGACUGACUGUGAGAAAGACAGGAAUGGCACGGAAGUGCAUGAGAUUCUGAGCGACAAGGAGGAUUGUGUGGUGAUUGAGGACAGCAAGGAUAUGAGGAGGAGUGGAAGACAGAGGAAAUCCAUGGUCAAGGUGCGAGACUACUCAACUUAUGACGAUGAUGAUGUUGAGGAGAUUCUGGAGGAUCCACUCACUGAUCGUCCCAUGCUGAAGAAGCCCAAGAUGCUGCCUCAAGACUUGUCUGUGACGCCAGUGAGUCGCAUGUCGUCGGAUUCAAAGGGACAAAAAGAGCCCACAUUGGUGAUUAUCGACACAAAUACGAUGUUGAAUAGCCGCACGGCGGGUAAUUCGAUGAUGCAGAGCAUCAAGAAUGCUUCAUCGGUGGUGAACUCCUCGAGUAGCACAACGUCUGGGUAUUCUGUGAUGCCGGUGGGUGUUCCGGCGCAGGGUGUUUAUCCGCCCAACAUCAGGGCGACUAUCACACCAGUUGCACCGACAACGUCCUCCAUGUCGAAGAACUUGACACCCCAGGCGACGAUGCAGCCACCAGUGCUACUGCCAGCGCUCACGGAUGACAUGUUCGUCCUGGAGGCGCCGUCAUUUAUUGUGCCCUACAUCUACGAGAAGCCGCCGGAGGAUGAUCUGAAGGAUGUGGUGCAGAAGAUGGGCGUGGAGUUGGAGGAGCUGCGCAAGAAAGAGGACGCGGAGGGCGGUGAGCACAGCGAUGAAUCAGACGCUGAGGCUGGCGGCAAGGAGGAGGCGACCAAUGUGGAGAGUGAGAAGAGUGCCAAGAAGAGCUCGAGGAGGAGGCGAAAGAAGAAUCCUGAUGACUCGUGGGAUGAGAGUGACACUUCCACGGAUGAAGAGGCGUCAGACUCCGAGGAGAGGACCAAAGUGCUGAUCAAGGAGGCGAAGGAGGAUCUCGACUGCAUUAAGAAGCACAUCAUAACGCCGGAGAGCGCCAAGGCGAGCGCUGCAGCGACGGAAGCGGCCAAAAAACCGUCUGAUAACUACUUUGAGAGUCCACUGGGACAGUUCUUCAUGACAAUAGGGAUUAAUCUGGUGCAGGAGCACGUGCAGACGGAUCUAUUGCGACUACAGAAGAAGAAGCGCAAUCAGGACAGCGCUCGAUUGGGUCAAAUUCAGACGGCCAUCAAUUCCCUGAUGAAGAAUCUUGAGAUUAGCAAGGUGAAGAAUGAGCCGUUCAAGUUCGACAUGAAGCGUUGUGAAUUCUGCAAUUUCAAGACAGAAUCCGCACUUGCUAUGGCCAAUCACUAUGAGAAGCCUCACUUCAAGAACAAUCUCUUUACGUGCAACUUCUGCCAGUUCAGCUCGCGCCUCAUGCACGACAUCAUGUUUCACAUGGAGGCGGUGCACAAUAUAAAGUGCAAGAUGGAGAAGGCACUGCCGUACCACGUCUGCCCCAAUUGUCCCUUCGAGGACAACGGCAAGUCCAAGAUGGCCAGGCAUGCGCUCAGCUGUGCGAAGAAGUUUGUGCCUGAGAUGAAUUUAGCGCCGCCCGUGGAUUGGGAGCCUCCGGCGAAGAUUCCCAGGAUCAAGCCGAGGCACGGACUGGUGGGAACGGCCACGGCUUAUCAGCAAAUGGCAGCUCAGCAGCAGCGCGCCCAGGCUGUUACAAUGCCGCGGCUCAGCAUAAAUCCCGUUAGUGCGAUGCGAGGACGAGGGCGACCGCAAACAGUUACCAAUAAGACACCAGUUGGAACCGUGUUACGUGGCAAUUCCACCACAAUGAGACCUAUUCUGCCCACUGGAAUGGUGCUCUCCAAUAACUAUCAGAUGGGAUCCACGCAGAAUGCAUCGAUGAUGCAACAGGUGGCGUCCGCGACGAGCAAGACGAAGAGUAUGCAGCAGCAGCCGAGCAUUUCGAUCACGCCUUUGCCGCGCCAAGGCAGCACGACGAUGACGCCGGCGGCAUUGCAGGCGGCGGCAGCGGCCGCGGCUGCAUCCACUGCGAAGAAUCUGAAGCCGGGUCAACAUCCGGGCGCGAGUGGGGGCAAAUCGACGUUCGUCAUUUGCGAAAUAUGUGAUGGAUACAUUAAGGACUUGGAUCAGCUGAGGAGUCACAUGCAGUGGAUUCACAAAGUGAAGAUUCAUCCAAAGAUGAUCUACAAUCGACCACCGCUGAAUUGUCAGAAAUGCCAGUUUAGAUUCUUCACGGAUCAGGGCCUCGAGAGACACUUGCUCGGCUCUCAUGGUUUGGUUACAAGUUCCAUGCAAGAGGCUGCAAAUCGUGGCCAAGACUCUGGACGGUGUCCCGUUUGCGGAAGGGUGUACCAGUGGAAGUUGCUUAACCACGUGUCACGAGAUCACAAUAUGACGUUGAAGCCGGCCCAUCUGUCCUACAAAUGCACCGUGUGCACGGCGACAUUUGGGAUGUACAAGCAGUUUGAGAAUCACGUAUACUCGGCCCACAGCACAGUGGCGAAGAAGGCGAUGGACGGCAAGAAGGGCAGCUCGUCGUCUUCAAUGGGUGGAUCACACUCGAAGAGCGGCAGCUCGUCAAGCAGCGGAGAUUCUCUGCUGAAGCCCCUAAAGAUCAACGAUGAGAUCACAAUUAUUCCUCAGCCCGCCACGAAGCCCGGCAAAUCGCAUCCCAUGGAGAUUGAGAGUCAUGUUAUAGAUUAAAAGAAUUCCAAGAGAAGGUGGAAGGACAAAAUGCCGAGAAAUUCCUCAAGCUGUGUUUUAUAAUAAUACAUUUUAAGGUGAAUUUGAAGAGAGCGAGAAUGCGCGUGUGUGAUGGGAAAUGCAGAAAAGUCUACUCCAAUACUUCGUGUGCGAUCCAUCGGGAGCGAACAGAAGGAUAAUAAUCUUACAAAUAAUUAUUUAACUCCUCUAUUAUGUCUAGGUAAUUACAAUAAAAAUCUAUUUUAAAACUAGCAAAAAAGCGACAGAACAGAUUUGAUUAUAAGGACAAUUUAUUAUGGGGAUUGUAUUGCCAAAUUGGCGGAUUUAUUUCCCUUCGAUUUUCUGUCUUUGGAUUUGGUUUCAAGUGAGAAAAAAAAUGCGUGAAAUGUGUGAACACAAUUUCUUUUUCUUCUGUAGAACAUUGAUUUUGCAUUGUUUUGUGGAAAUUUUUGAAUUUCUUUCUUUUGGUAACUUGUACUUUGCUGACACAGGAAUAAAAAUAGUCAAGAUAGCAAAUGGAUAUAAUUGCAGCUGAAGCGAGGAGUAAUAAACGAUGCAGUAAAUAGUUAGAGUGCCUUGAAAAUGAGCGCACCCCACAAAAAUAAUCACAACCAGUUCAUGUAAAAAUAGAGAAAAGCCAAAUUUCAAUCUGUUUUUAUCUCUUCUGCUAAAAACUUUCGGAAGAUGUCCAUGUUUUCCUUAAUUUUAACAUAAAUUUCAUUUAUUUUAACUUGAAUGUUGAUAUUCUAGGACACAGGAAAGAUAAGGGAGAUAAAAAAGCUUAUGAUGAGAUGUAGAAAAAUGCUUUUUAUGUUUAUAUACUGGGCAAAAAAAGAGAGAAGUACGAUAGAAUGUAUUAAAAAGGCAGGUGUAAAUAUAUAAUGAUCUUACGACAGGCUGACAAAUGGCGCAAAAUCCAUUUGCAGAUAGAGAAAAAAAAGAACAAGAUUCCGUGUGAGACUAUUAAAAUAAAUCUCACCUCUCGUGGAUAUUAAUUGACAGAGAGAGAGAGAGAGAGAGAAAGAGAUAGAAAGGGAGAAAGAAGACGAGGAACUAGACAUUAAUAUAUAAGUUAUAAUUUAAUUUAUUAAUUUCCCGAAGAUUGUAUCUUUCUCAUAUUUUACAAAUAUGUAUUUAAAGAAAAAUUAGAAAUUAUGAGACAUCCUAAACAGGGAGGGUAAAAGUUGUAAAUCAUAUGAGAAGAAAAUACUUUGAUACGACAAGGAUAAUGAGAGAAAAUGGAAAAAACAUUAAGGAAACUGAUUACACUGAAGUGAUGUUCAUUUGAAUCUUUGUAUUCUCGAUCCCUCCCCGACAUUCGUAAUAAUAUUUAAUCAGUAAAAGAGAAUGAGAGAGAGGAAAAGAAACACUUUUUUAUGCUAACAAGGAAAUUAUUUCCCCCGAAAGUGAAGAAAAUGGAUAUACAGAAAAAUUUACAAGUCAAUAAGUGCAGAAAAUUUAGAUAGAAAACACUCAUGUAUAGAAAAUAAAAGAAAUGAUAACAGGACAAA
Messenger RNA from Phlebotomus argentipes, 4778 nucleotides. RefSeq lists its product as uncharacterized. Gene Ontology annotation, cellular component: nucleus. The transcript is spliced from 7 exons. The coding region runs from base 250 to 3267 and encodes 1005 amino acids. NCBI's taxonomy places the organism in Eukaryota, Metazoa, Arthropoda, Insecta, Diptera, Psychodidae. Gene Ontology annotation, biological process: regulation of gene expression. The record is from RefSeq and is a predicted model, not a curated record.